AUGUCCAAGUUCGGUGUCCUGGUUAUGGGCCCUGCGGGAGCAGGCAAAACUACCUUCAGCAACGCUCUCAUCCAGCAUCUGCAAAGUACCCGCCGCAGCUGCUUCUACGUCAAUCUCGAUCCUGCCGCCGAGAACUUCGCCUACGCACCAGACCUCGACAUCCGCGAGCUGAUCACCCUGGAAGAUGUCAUGGAAGAGCUGGGGCUGGGUCCUAAUGGCGGUCUGAUCUAUUGCUUUGAAUUCCUCCUUCAAAACCUUGAGUUCCUGUCCGAGGCACUCGAUCCACUGAGUGAGGAAUACCUUAUUAUUUUCGACAUGCCCGGACAGAUCGAGCUCUACACACACAUCCCUCUCCUCCCAUCAUUAACGCAGUUCCUUUCGCGGCAAGGACCAUUGAACAUCAAUCUCUGUGCCGCCUACCUCCUCGAAAGUACAUUCGUCGUCGACAAAGCCAAGUUUUUCGCCGGCACCCUCAGCGCCAUGUCUGCCAUGCUUAUGCUGGAGAUUCCGCACGUGAACAUUCUCAGUAAGAUGGAUCAGGUGCGAGACAUGGUGACCCGCCGGGAAUUGAGGCGUUUUGCCAAUGUGGAUGUCCAACUGCUACAAAAUGACGAGGAAGAUGUGGCAGCCAGCGCCAACCCCAUGGCGACGGAAGCUUUGAUGAGCGGUGGCUCCUUCAAGCAGCUCAACCGGGCGGUGGCACAACUGAUCGAUGACUUCAGCAUGGUCUCGUUCCUCCAGCUGGACGUUCAAGACGAGGACAGCGUCGCGGGGAUCUUGAGCCAUAUCGAUGAUGCCAUCCAGUACCACGAAGCUCAAGAGCCGAGAGAGCCCAAAGACGAGCAGGAGGUGAACUACGAAGAAUAA
Penicillium canariense is the source of this 867-nucleotide messenger RNA. Its product is annotated as putative signal sequence-binding GTPase GPN3. Lineage: Eukaryota; Fungi; Ascomycota; Eurotiomycetes; Eurotiales; Aspergillaceae. Gene Ontology annotation, molecular function: GTPase activity; ATP hydrolysis activity. Bases 1 to 867 code for a protein of 288 amino acids. The record is from RefSeq and is a predicted model, not a curated record. The transcript has a single exon.